UUUUGUUCCAACUGUCGUUUUGAGUCGAGUCUUGCCAGUUGGCGAGCCGAUCCCAAGAGCCAACAAUGCUGCAUCACAAAAACAUCUCAGAAAACAACAGAAACCAAAAAGAAAGAGCAAUCACACAAACACAGCAAUCAGCUCACGCAAACGACGACGACAAGUACAGUACAAUGAUGCGAAAUAAGGAACGAAUCGUGACGUUGUGGAAGGAACGGCAGCGACGAAAGGCACCCCGUCAACAAGGCACGGAAGUGCAGGCACUAAAACAACUGGAGCGGAACCGAAGUUCGAUUGGUUACCCGAAAGAAGGCUUUGAGGUGAAGAUCGAGUUCAGUCUUCUCUACGCCAUGCUCUCCGCACCCGACACGUACCCAGCCGAAGUGGUUCACGCCAUGGUGGACGAGGAAGACUUUACACAGUACAUGACGACCAAAGACGGUGCUACUUCCUACGCUCAAUUGAGUGCCAUUCUGGCAUACGCCGCCGAAACCAAUCCACCGGAAGACGCCAAGGAAGAAUUGUCCGUAUCGCAGAAAUUGUGCAAGAAAAUUCUACAAACCGUCGUACGAUAUGCCGAAGCAAACGAGUUGGAUCGGGAGACGGAAAUUGACGAGUUGCUCACACCCGUCAAGAAAGUGGCGCGGGAACGAAUCGAACGAAAAGAAUUGGCCGCCAUUUUGCCACUCUAUUUGGGAUAUUCGGCGGCGCUCCUCACGGCCAAUCCUCUGCCGCUUCUGGUGGGUGCCAUGGGACUGGCAGCGGCACCGGGGUCGGCACAAGAAAUGCAAAAUAUGGACAAAAUUAUGAACGAAACAGAGCGAAAGACGGAUAUAGAACGAACGGGACUGCUGGACGAGGGAGAAGACUUUUGAGAGAAGAGUUGUUUAUUCUUCUUGCAGCCAACAGCACAUGGGAAGAGAGAAUCUUUCGUCGGGUGAUCGCCUCAUCCUUUUUGGAAGAAUGACAUUCAACAAUCACUGAUGCAUUCGAGGCAUUCUCUGCUCUUAGGCUGGACAGAGCAAUCCACGGUGCAGAACCCAAAAAGCAUCGCCAACAAUUCUCUGUAUUGUAAUAUCCCGACGUUCUGGCAUUGAAUACUGAACGAAUAAUUCUUAAGAUUUUGUUUGUAUAAUACUACAUCUUUUCCCCCUCUG
Messenger RNA from Seminavis robusta, 1157 nucleotides. The record is from the annotation of a GenBank genome assembly. NCBI's taxonomy places the organism in Eukaryota, Bacillariophyta, Bacillariophyceae, Naviculales, Naviculaceae.